GUGAAACUCCAACACGCCAACAUCAUCGGUCACGUGACCGGUGCCGUGUGCUACGUGUACGCCAAAUUUUCAGUUUCUUCGGCCACACGCACUUUGAAAGGUACCGUAAUCGUAAUUUCAUCCGAAAGUACCGUCGACGUGACACUUAAAUCGGGUACCACGGGAUCGGCUCCGUAAAAAAACCUUUUCCGUCCCGUUUAGUUGUUGAAUCCAGUCUGGAGAAGCCGACAAAAUGGGCAUAACAUUCUUAGAAGUUAUAAAGCCGUUUUGCAGUAUUCUGCCAGAAAUCGCGAAGCCAGAGAGGAAGAUCCAAUUCAGGGAGAAAGUACUAUGGACUGCCAUCACCUUGUUCAUAUUUUUAGUAUGCUGUCAGAUUCCUCUUUUUGGUAUAAUGAGUUCAGACUCAGCAGAUCCAUUUUAUUGGAUCCGUGUUAUUUUGGCCUCAAAUAGAGGCACCCUCAUGGAACUUGGUAUUUCUCCUAUUGUCACGUCAGGCCUCAUCAUGCAGUUGCUAGCUGGAGCAAAGAUUAUUGAAGUGGGAGAUUCUCCUAAAGAUAGAGCUCUCUUCAAUGGUGCACAAAAAUUAUUUGGCAUGGUGAUAACAGUUGGACAAGCUAUUGUCUAUGUCAUGACAGGAAUGUACGGUGACCCAGCUGAAAUCGGCGCUGGAGUUUGCCUUCUCAUCAUCAUACAACUAUUCGUUGCUGGCCUCAUUGUACUGCUGUUAGACGAACUUCUUCAAAAAGGAUACGGUUUAGGAUCAGGAAUAUCACUUUUCAUUGCCACAAACAUCUGUGAGACCAUCAUCUGGAAGGCCUUUUCCCCAGCUACUGUCAACACUGGCAGAGGAACAGAAUUUGAAGGAGCUGUGAUAGCACUCUUCCACCUGUUGACCACCCGCCAAGACAAGAUUCGUGCUCUGCGUGAAGCAUUUUACAGACAGAACCUGCCCAACUUGAUGAACCUCUUGGCAACGGUACUUGUAUUCGCCAUAGUGAUAUACUUCCAAGGAUUCCGCGUGGAUCUUCCAAUCAAAAGUGCCCGGUACAGGGGCCAGUACAGCAGCUAUCCAAUCAAAUUGUUCUACACUUCCAAUAUUCCCAUCAUCCUACAAUCUGCGCUGGUGUCUAACCUGUACGUCAUCUCACAAAUGUUGGCUGUCAAGUUCCAAGGAAACUUUUUGGUGAACUUUCUUGGAGUGUGGGCUGAUGUUGGCGGUGGUGGCCCAGCGAGGUCGUACCCUAUAGGCGGCCUGUGUUACUACCUCUCGCCUCCAGAGAGCGUAAGCCAUAUUCUGGAAGAUCCUGUGCACGCGGUUCUAUACAUAAUCUUCAUGUUGGGAUCUUGCGCGUUCUUCUCGAAGACGUGGAUCGAAGUGUCGGGCAGCUCAGCCAAAGAUGUGGCCAAGCAGCUUAAAGAACAACAAAUGGUCAUGCGGGGACAUAGGAAUGAGUCUAUGGUGCAUGAACUUAACAGGUACAUUCCCACGGCAGCUGCUUUCGGUGGCCUGUGUAUCGGCGCUUUGUCCGUGCUAGCAGACUUCCUGGGCGCCAUAGGCUCAGGUACGGGUAUCCUGCUGGCCGUCACCAUAAUCUACCAGUACUUUGAGAUAUUCGUCAAAGAACAAAGCGAAAUGGGAGGCAUGGGAGCCCUAUUAUUCUAAACGACUUAAUAGAGUGAAGUUGAAAGGCGUUCUAAGACUGUUGCGUGUCUGAUAGAGUGGAGUUAUUUUUUGUUACUUUUUUACAAAUAGAAAAUAAAGGUUUAUAUUUAGAGUUGAUUCGGCGAACUGGUUGUGGGUAUUUGCAGUCAACUGAGUAUUUUUCAGAAUGGGUGUAUCCAAAACUUAGGCGUUGGGUCACUUCACAAUGACAAGUCCUAACUAGACCCUUGCAAAUUUCUUAUAAAAUGCACUUGUCAAAAAGUGUUAUGAAUAUAUAUUUUGUCAUCGAAAAUUCAUUCAUUUUUGCAUAUAUUCUGCAAUUUGAUGCUAGAGAUGAAACAUUUGAUUCUUUUGAUACUGGCACUAUAGCAUGUCAAUUUUGUAUUCCUAAGUUCCUAAAUUAUUCUAAAUGUGAAGUCGGCACUACACCUUACAUAUUUGAAAUUGUUUAAUGAUAUAAGCACCCUAACUACAGUGUAAUUGAAAACACGGUAGCAAUUCAAGUUUCAAUGGGGGGUAAUCUGGAAAGCUAGAAGUAGAUGGCGCUAGUUAGGUUGGCGGUUAUGUUUGAGGUUAUCUGUCAAAGUCGUCCAUGGUUUACAGGGCUGUCAAACACGCAAUGAAUCACGAUUCGUUUGACUCCAACGACACUAGCGCCUCCUAGCAGGAGCAAAAUUGGCCAUCGCUGUAACUGAAAACUCUUGACUAUCGCGCGCACCUUUCGUGGAUUGUUUGUUCCGACUAAAAAUGGCGUAUCUUUGCAUGUGAGAUCACAGAAUACAACACCGUGUAUCAUUUCUAUAUUAUAGGAUAUUUUAGGAUACAUGUUUAGAUCGCUUUUCCCUGUCAUUUGGACCUACUUUCUUACCUGGAAAUAUUGCGACUGCUUUUUGAAUCACUGAGUAUAUUUAUGAGAUAAUUUCCAGUUACUGCAAAUACACCUAUUUCUCAGUUUGCCGGUAUGGCCGAUAUUUCGAUUUACUGAUUUAGACUCGGCUGCCUGUAUACGUAACAGUUUCGGACGUCGUUUUUUGUGACGGAAUCGUUUUCCAUUGUAAAGAACUGACCACUGUGUAUGGAAAAGUUUCUCGUUUUGUUAGACAUAUGAAAGAUGUGCGAUUGUAAAGCAUCAGAGAUGUUGAAGUGUAGGCUAGAGAAAUGAGAUAAUAUCCGUGAGUCCGAAAGACUUGACUGGUAUUUGUGAUCUUUCUCAAGGUAAACAUCGACCAAAUCUUUAACUUUACGGUGAUCAUUUGGGAUCCUGUGUUCCGCGAAAUGUCUAUCAUUUCAAAGGGUAUUAAAUGAGUGUCAAAAAGUGAAUGAACAGCAACAUAACUCCUAUCCGAGAUAGAUGAUCUGAUCCUGCGAGAUAUUUAAUUCUAAAAACACCUUUUACUGACAAGUCUUUGAUCGACAUUAACCGCAGGGUAAUUCCGUAAAAAACCUAUAAUUAUAAUGUCAAAAAAUCAUUAAAAAAAUGCAGUAAUUACAUCCACAUUCUCUGACAACAUCGUUAUUUACCGCCCACCUUUUUUAGCAUUGCAUUGUCUCGCUUGGAAGAUAAUAACUGCCAUUUUUUUCAUUAAUCUUUAUAGUUGUAUGUAUGCCUAUUCUUUAACACAUGAUAUACAUUUUGUGGUAUAUGGGAUGCUGGUGUACUAUCUUGAUGGUAAAAAUGCCAGUGUUGUUAAUUUUUUCGUCAAUCCAACGUAUACCUCAGAGUAACGGUGUUUUUUGUCGCUGUUUAUCUUGAUUCACUUUGUAUAAAGUGUGUGCAAAGUAAUUCUAUAUAUUUUGUACUAAGGUUAAAAAUAAGUUUUUUAAUGUAUAUUUCUCCGAGAUAUUUAUAUUUUUGCGUGAAUGUCCAUUAUUAUUAUUUUUUACACAUUCGUCACUCGCCAUCCAUUUCAGAAUGGUUGUUUUCCCGGUCAUUUAAUUGUUGUUAGAUUAUAAUUUAUUUUAAAUAUAGUAAACUAUUCCUCGA
Messenger RNA from Acanthoscelides obtectus, 3647 nucleotides. Lineage: Eukaryota; Metazoa; Arthropoda; Insecta; Coleoptera; Chrysomelidae. The record is from the annotation of a GenBank genome assembly.